GUGCUGGGAAGACGGGACACCACGAGCAUAACUCUCAUCCUGUGACUACACUUGUGCUCGCCAGAGUGAACACCAGAGGUCAUAACCAUAGUAAUACUAUUUUAUUUAUGAGAUAUGUAAAGGAUAAUGUUAGUGUUACUUAGUAGAUACAGUAAUUGUAUAUUAUAUAUAAUCACUAAUUAUGUGCAUCAUAAUGACUUGGGAAGUAUGUUAGUAGUGUUCCACUAAUUGGGACAAGAAGACGCAAGAAGCAUAAAACAGAUACAAAAUUGUAGGGUUUUUGCAAGACCAAUUUGUAGUUUGUGGAUGAAACUGACUUGUCUACCUUUGACAACCAAGAACACCCACAUCCCUUAGCUCAAUGAAUUGUGGGGUUCAGUCCCUGAGCCCAUUAUGUGCCUCUGUAACCCGCCCCACUACCCCCCACAUGAUGGAUAUGGGGUGCAUAAUAAAUGGACUAAACUAACUCUCCCGUUAGUUUGGCUGCUUUCCCCGUCCCAUUACAUUCAUGGGACUGUGUCCAAGCUGUGCUCAAUUGUCCCUCAGAUUCUCGAGGAAUCGUUAUUUUUGUGGGUGAAAUGAAAGGUUUUGAAGCAGGAGAAACAGCACACAGCUGCCAGCGGCCCAUUGAUGUGCCUGAAGAAACUGUUGAGGUGAAGAUUGAGCCGGACCUUCUCCCAGGAGAGAUUGUUAUAGCGGAAGCUAACAACGUAUUGAAGUUUGCACCUCUGAAGACCAACAAGACAGGGAUCUCCGGGACCUUGUUCGUAACCAACUUUAAGGUUUCUUUUGUUACAUCACUUCCAGUUGACAGUAAGGAGGCUGAGCUGCACGACCGAAGCCUUCAGAACCAUUUUCUUCGGGUGCAUGAUGUUUGCCUUUCUGAGGUUGAUUCAGUCAAUCAGUUUUCUGAAGGAUCCAUGAAAAAGAAACGAAUAUAUUACAAUGCUCCCUGGCCUCCGAGACUCUCAGGGUUACAAUUAGUGCUUAAGAACCUUCGUAUUAUAAACUUCAGCUUCAAGUUCACCCCGGCAGGCGAAGACCUACGAGUGGCACAAGCUCUGCUGCACCACGCCUUCCCUCCCACCAUAGACCAUCUUUUUCUCUCGUGCGGCCAUCCACCACCAUCACCUGGCAUCCCUGACUUUUGCAUGGCUCAGGACUGGGAGAGAGAACUGCAACGAACACGAUGUCCUAAUUGGAGAGUUUCGAAGCAUAAUGAAUUCUUCAACCUCUGUUCCUCAUUACCAGCUGUGGUUGUGGUUCCGCGUGACCUCCUAGACUCUGAGUUAGAGAAGGCUGCGCAACACUUCCAGGGAACGCGUCCUCCGGUGUGGUGCUGGGGUACCCUGGCUGGAGCAGCGUUAGUUCGCAUGGCACAGAUCUCUCCUAGUAUUGCAGACAAGCACCAGGAGAACCGAAUGAUGGGGCUGGUACAUCGCUGUCAUCCGAGGAAAUUGCAGCCGACGAUACUUGAUCUUGACCAAAUGUUACCUUCCUUGAAAGACCUUCAGAUCUCGUAUAUAAAGCUGAGGGAGCUACACACACCUGAUGAUCCCACACAAUUUUUGGAGCAAGACCGUCACUACUACAGUCGAUGGGAGUCGUCCAGGUGGUUAUCCCAUGUCAGCAAAUGUCUGGAAGUAGCAAAGAGUGCGGCCAAUUCCAUUCUUCAUCAUAAUAGCUCGGUUAUCCUACAAGAGAGUGAAGGUCGAGACCUCAGUGCUGUUGUAUCAAGUUUAGUGCAAUUGCUCCUUGAUCCCUAUGUUCGUACCAUAAGAGGUUUUCACUGCCUGGUCCAAAAAGAGUGGGUUGCUCUAGGUCACCCCUUUUCAACCCGUCUUGGUCAUACCAGAAACCAGGUAGACGAACAGAGUCCAGUGUGGUUAUUAUUUUUAGACUGCGUGUACCAGGUGAGCGUACAGCACCAUGCAUCCCUGGAGUUCACGUCCGAGUACCUGGUGGCCCUCUGGCAUGCUUCUUACUGCUCACUUCACUCGACUUUCAUGUUCAAUUCUGUCAAUGCUAAAUACACCGCCACUGCCGUCCUGCAACGUGAAAAUCCACACGAGCCAAUAUACCUGAGACCGGUGUGGUCGUGGUGGGCAGAAAGCCAGCGUCUUCUUGUCAGUCAACAGAAUGGAUCAUUGGAAGAAUAUUCACAGAAAAGACCUUCAUCUCGAGAAGCUUUCUUUAAUGUGCAUUAUAUUCAAAGUUUAUUGGAGUCCUUAUCGGGAGCUGGUGCCCUUAAGAGAACGAGUGAUCCACUCUCUAGUGCGUAUCACACGUGGCAUCGCAUUAAGUUCCUCUUUGAGAGUGCGGGAACUUUGCCGUACGAUUCCAGCGUUCCGGCGGCCCCCCUGAAACUGGAUACUACUUUGAGAAUUGACGUUUCUUUAAGUAGCCUUAAACCUUGGAAGGACUGCUUUGGUGCCUGGGUUUCCGAGCCGGCUACCCUGACGUUGAACGAGUCGGAAUCAUUAUUAAAGCGCACCCCGGCCAAUUCUCAACACUGGAGACAUCUUCACCAAAUAUACAACACCCUCAAGAACCACUUGUCUGAGAAUUUAACAAAUGGUGCAGUUAAAUGAAGGAGAUGGUGAAUGUGGAAGGGUGUUAAAAUUAUUUAUCCUGUGAAAAUGCUUUAUUUAAUUAUAAUUGGUAAAUUAAGUCAUUGGUUUGAUUAGAAAGUGACAAUAGUGAAGUAUUAUUUCUAGUUUGCCAAGAUUACUCCUAGGUACUGAUAAUAUUCUUAGCUUGUCUUGGCAAAAAACAAAACAAAUAGUGGUUCUUCGUCCGUAUGUGACAGGGAAUUGUGUGUGUGUGUGUAUGCAAAUGUCCAAUAUUUUAUGUAGUAUUUGUGCUUCAUAGAGGGCUUGAACAUCUUCCUUUGUAGUCAAUUCAUAAGGAGUUGAUUUGUUGUUCAAACUUAUUUAUGGGAUUUGAUUCUGGUGUUUGGUAAUAUGAUCUCAUUUUCAGAUGUUUAGAUUUAAGCAUUUAGAAACUUCAUUAUUACAGGGGACAAUACUGUAAUUCUGUCCCUGUGAUUGUGUUGUAAUCUGUUUCGUAGUCACAAACAUGUAGUCAGUUUUUAAGUUCCUCUCUGUGUUUGGAAUUAAGUUUGUGGGUAUAACUGUAUGCCUUUCUUAUAUAUAUAUAUAUAUAUAUAUAUA
Molecule: messenger RNA, 3173 nt
Organism: Procambarus clarkii (red swamp crayfish)
Lineage: Eukaryota; Metazoa; Arthropoda; Malacostraca; Decapoda; Cambaridae
Source: RefSeq, a predicted model, not a curated record